Messenger RNA from Adineta ricciae, 1329 nucleotides. The record is from the annotation of a GenBank genome assembly. NCBI's taxonomy places the organism in Eukaryota, Metazoa, Rotifera, Eurotatoria, Adinetida, Adinetidae.
AUGAGCUGCCGCCUGUGGCUGAUGCUCAUAUUGAUCAUUUUCCAAGACAAUCUCCAAGCGAUGACAUUGAAUCAUUUGCCAGAUUGCUUUUAUGAAAAACGCGUUAAUACUACUCUACAAGGCCACAAUGAUCUGAACGAUCACUGGACAUCGGACUUUGAUUGUUUUGAUCGUUGUCUGCGAAUGGAUCGACAAAGAUGUCGAUCAUUCGAAUACUGGCAUCGCGAAGAAGUCGGCCUCUGCGUUCGAACAAAUAUCUCGCUAGCAGAUUAUCCAAGUAAAACAGGUCAUAGCACAUCGGUUGACUAUUACGAAAUCAAUUGUCGACGAGAAAUGAAAGCUGUGCGACCAAGUACGAUUCACUGUCCGAGUGAUCAAUUGUUUUUAACUGUACGAUUAAAUGGAGUUCUCGCGGCAAACGUUCAACUGGGUGACGCAAAUUGUAAAGCAAGUUGGUCAAAUGAAACUCACGUACAAUUUACAACCAAUAUUGAUAAUUGUUCAUUGAUCAUAACAAAUAAUUCAAUUAUUGGCAAACUUCGCUGGACUGCCGGUGUCAAAGAUGGAAAUUUCUCCAAGCAAUAUGAACGAUUUUUCUCCUGUCCAAGUAAAAUUUACCAAAUACGAACUAUGAUAUCGACAUCCACAGUAUCGAAUCAUAAACACACUCUGUCGGUACUUCCAAAUCCUCAACCAACAUCUGACGAUGACCAGAAAUCGACUUCACCUUACAAAAUUAGUUUAAAAUGGACUUUGCACAACCACUCCUACGACUGUCCGGAAACAUGCUAUGUAUCGCUUUACUCUUUUCUCAAUAUAACGCUAGUCGAUCUAUCGUUGAUCACAUCCAAGUAUACCAUUGAUUCGUGCGAUUUACGCGCCAUAUCACCAUAUACACAAUAUCUGCAACCAAAACGGUUGAUUUCUCAAGGUUGUCCCGUUGAUCCAACUGUGAUUCAUCUACCAAUCCAUUCGUCUCAGUUAUCCGUAUUUUAUUUCACUUUUUAUCUGUAUCGCAUACUCAAAGAACCAAUUCCGUUUCAAAUCCAAUGUAAAAUUCUACAUAACGACGAACAUCUGCAAUCUCCUCCGAACAUUGAUUGUACAUCGUUCGAUAUGAAUCGUUCUCUCAUGAAUAAGAAUGAUAAACGAGAUUACUUCUAUACAUUAUUUCGUUCAGCAUCAGUGUAUGUUACACGACAAUUACCAACCAUUGAAUCCGAAAAAGAUGCUUUUCAUCAGCAAAAGACUAGUAUUUCAAUUGCUACCGUCCAUUAUACAGAGUGCUCUGUUUUUGCCUUGUGUAUUCUUAUACUCUAUGCCGUUUAG